AUGGUGGUGACGCGUGUGGACUGGAGGCGGGUGGCCGCUGGAUCGGAGACAGAGGCCGUGGCGGCGGAGGUGGAUGCGGCGCUGGCACGCGACGGCCUGCUGCUGUUGGAGAACGUGGUGCCCAGGGAGGAGGCGCAGGCGUUCCUGGCAGCGGCAGAGGCCUUCUUCGCGCAGCCGCGCAGGGCCAAGGACGAGGUGGGCCUGACAAGCAAGGACGGGUUCAUGCGCGGGUACCUCUCGUAUGGCGCGGAGAGCGGGCAGCCAGACCGCAUCUUCGAGCCCAAGGAGGGCUUCUCCUACGGAUACGAGUGGCCCGAGGACAGGCCCGCCAACAACGCGCUGCAGGGGCCCAAUAGGUGGCCGGACGCGAGUGUGUACUCGGAUGCGCAGGGGUUUCGCGCCCGCAUGGGCGGUGUGUUCGACACGAUGACCGCGGUGGCGGCGCGGCUGGUGGAGGUCAUCGGCAUCGCGCUUGGACGCGAUCCGGAGGACAUGCGCGAGGUGUGCAAGGACGGCGACACCAUCUCCUUGCUGCGCGUGUUCCACUACCACCCGGCCUCCGCCAAGCACAAGGCCUGCCUCGGCUCGUCUCCGCACACGGACUGGGGCUUCCUCACCACCAUCCUGCAGGACGACGUGGGCGGGCUGCAGUUCCAGUCCAGCGACGACGGCGCGUGGCACGACGUCCCCUGCGUGCCAGGCAGCCUGGUCAUCAACGGUGGCGACUUCCUGCAGAUCAUCUCGCGCGGGCGGUACAAGUCUCCCGUUCACCGCGUGCUCUGUCCAGAGGCCACACGCACCUCCUUUGUAUUGUUCUACUACCCGGCCUACGACACGCCCAUGGACGCGGCCAUGUUCACGCCCGUCUCCAAGGACUACAACACAUUCCUUGAGAUUGGCGACAGGGACAAGGGAAAGCAGGAACAAGGGAAGAACACGCGUGGCAGCAGCAAUGACGGUGAUAGUGGUGAUGAUGCUGAUGAUGGUGGCAGAAGUGGUGGUGAUGGCGGCGAUGCUGGUGACGGCAGUGGAGAGGGUAACAAGAAGCCUUCUUGCUUUGGAGACUACAUCUGCCUCAAAUGGCAGCAAGUGCAGGCAUACUGA
Messenger RNA from Salpingoeca rosetta, 1104 nucleotides. RefSeq names its product 2OG-Fe(II) oxygenase. The transcript has a single exon. Gene Ontology annotation, molecular function: dioxygenase activity. Bases 1 to 1104 code for a protein of 367 amino acids. NCBI's taxonomy places the organism in Eukaryota, Choanoflagellata, Craspedida, Salpingoecidae. The record is from RefSeq and is a predicted model, not a curated record.